Molecule: messenger RNA, 7486 nt
Organism: Lepus europaeus (European hare)
Lineage: Eukaryota; Metazoa; Chordata; Mammalia; Lagomorpha; Leporidae
Gene: SLC30A7
Product: solute carrier family 30 member 7
Exons: 11
Coding region: 197-1327 (376 amino acids)
Biological process (GO): zinc ion transport; intracellular zinc ion homeostasis; transmembrane transport
Cellular component (GO): Golgi apparatus; membrane
Molecular function (GO): zinc ion transmembrane transporter activity
Source: RefSeq, a predicted model, not a curated record
GCGCGGCCCGGGCCGGAAGUCUACGAGUUCCUGGGUGUGUGUGUCUGUGUCUGUGUCUGUGUCUCGCCGCGGCGCGCGGCCGCCGACAAGCGCUUGGGGAUUCCAGUCUGAGGCGUCACUACUGUCACUGCCAUCAUCACGCCCCCGGAGCCACUUUCAGAGGGGACUGGACCUGGCCUUUCGCCAGGCAAAGAAGAUGUUGCCCCUGUCCAUCAAAGACGAUGAAUACAAACCACCCAAGUUCAAUCUGUUCGGCAAGAUCUCGAGCUGGUUUAGGUCUAUCCUGUCGGACAAGACGUCCCGGAACCUGUUUUUCUUCCUGUGCCUGAACCUCUCUUUCGCUUUUGUGGAACUCCUCUACGGCAUCUGGAGCAACUGCUUAGGCUUGAUUUCCGACUCUUUUCACAUGUUUUUCGAUAGCACUGCCAUUUUAGCUGGAUUGGCAGCUUCGGUUAUUUCAAAAUGGAGAGAUAAUGAUGCUUUCUCUUACGGGUAUGUUAGAGCUGAAGUUCUGGCUGGCUUUGUCAAUGGCCUAUUUUUGAUCUUCACAGCUUUUUUUAUUUUCUCAGAAGGAGUUGAGAGAGCAUUAGCACCUCCAGAUGUACACCAUGAGAGACUGCUACUUGUUUCAAUUCUUGGCUUUGUGGUGAACCUAAUAGGAAUAUUUGUUUUCAAGCAUGGAGGUCAUGGACAUUCUCAUGGAUCUGGCCAUGGACACAGUCAUUCCCUCUUUAAUGGUGCUCUAGACUCGGCACAUAGCCAUGGAGAUCACUGCCACAGUCACGAAGUGAAACCUGGUGCUGCACAUAGCCAUGAUCAUGCUCAUGGACAUGGACAUUUUCAUUCUCAUGAUGGUCCCUCUUUAAAAGAAGCACCAGGACCCAGCAGACAAAUUUUGCAAGGUGUAUUUUUACACAUUCUAGCAGAUACACUUGGGAGUAUCGGUGUAAUUGCCUCUGCCAUCAUGAUGCAAAAUUUUGGUCUGAUGAUAGCAGAUCCUAUCUGUUCAAUCCUUAUAGCUUUGCUUAUAGUUGUAAGUGUUAUUCCUCUCUUAAAAGAAUCUGUUGGAGUAUUAAUGCAGAGAACUCCUCCUUUGUUGGAAAAUACUCUGCCUCAGUGCUAUCAGAGGGUGCAGCAGUUACAAGGCGUUUACAGUUUACAAGAACAGCACUUCUGGACUUUAUGUUCUGAUGUCUAUGUUGGGACCUUGAAAUUAGUAGUAGCACCUGAUGCUGAUGCCAGGUGGAUUUUAAGCCAAACACAUAACAUUUUCACUCAGGUUGGAGUGAGACAGCUUUAUGUACAGAUUGACUUUGCAGCCAUGUAAUGAAUGAAAUUAUUUUACUUUUCUUUUGGACCAAGUUUUUCUGGUACUGUACAAUUUAAAACAUUGUACCCAGCUUCUUAAAAUAGAGAAAGCAUCACUACAGCUCCCCAGCACCAAGUAGACCAGGUAGUGUCAGCUGUUCAUGUUCCACAGGGAGUUCACAGCUAAGGGAUGACAAGUAAGAGGACAUUUCCUGGACUUUUGGUCUUGUCUUCUGUGCCCUUCCACUGUAAACCAUUUUGAUUUCUGCUUUUGUUCCAGAGUGUUGGUUUGUGUGUCUGUGGUUUCUUUCUUUCUUUUUUUUUUAAUUCCUUCCUUCCUUUCCCUUUUUUUUGUUUUUAUUUUUCUGUUGUUUUGUUUCAUGUUGAAUAUCUUCAUCCCCAUUCCCUCACCCCAGUCAGUAAGAAAUUCAGAUUGUGGGCCUCCAAUCAUCUGGAAUGUCUUUACUGAAGCUGCUGGAAACCACUGCUUUCAUUCCCACAAAACCAGUGUUAGUAGAAAAAAACAAAAGAAAAAAAAAGAAAUCUGUUUUGUAUGUAAUGUCACAGUUGUUGACGUUCUUCAGUAUAAUCAUAUGUUUGUAAAAUUGUUUGUUCCUCGCAAACUUAUGAACCAAACCAUAUUGGGUUUUCAAAGUGCCUUUGUAUCACAAAAUGUUUGCCAGCAUAUAAUUGUACCAUCAAAGGUCACGUAUCUUUUUUUUUUUUUAAUGGACAUUCUGUAAUCUUUACAAAAUAAGACUCUUGUUAGCAAUGUAUACAGAUUAUCUUUUGUGUACUUCCAACAUAGGCUUAGAUAUAUAAAAAGCUUCCUUUUUGUUUUAUCUCAUCAAAAAAUAAAAGGUUUUAUUUUGCUUUUUAAACAAACUCAAUUAUCAUAUUAAAUUACUUUGUGGACUAUGUUUGCAAAACUUUGCAAAUACAUCUAUUAAUACAGAAAGUUGUUUUGACGCAAAGCAGCUGCUAAAUUCCAAAUUUCUGUAAAAACUACUGUGUGUAUGACAAACUUUCCUAUAUCUCUCCUUGCCAUUUUUAUGUAUUUUAUUCAUGAAAAGAAAAAGCAAUGUACACUAAAGGAAUAGCUGUGAUUGUGUUCUUUUGCUUUUUCAUUCUUCAGAUGCCAAGUUACAUGACUUGCUUUCCUGUUUAAGCUUUGCACAAAUACAAUUGCUUUCAGGAAUCCUAUAGCAGCAUUUGAUUGAGUUUAAACUAUUAAAGGUACGGAGCAAAUGUGGUGAUGUAGAAAACUCUUCCUAACAUAGGUAUCUUAGAAGUAAAUAAUAAAUAAGUUUAUUUUCUAGGUUCUUGUGUAUUUGAGAAAUAAAAAUACAAUUUGAGAUGACAAGUGCUUGAACACUAUUUAAGUAUUCUGUGUUUUUAUAAAGACAUAUUGAUCUGGAUAAACAUUUUUCCAUUGUACUUCUUUUUAUUACAAUGUAUAUUCCCUUUUAACUUUAAAAAAAAAUUGAGAUUGUUGGGGGAAAAAAACACUGCAGAAUGGAAAUGAUUGCUAAUAGUAUAAAUCAAUAAUAAGCACUUUUUUAUUGCAGUGGCAGGAAUCACAGCUGAUUUUGUCACUCUUGAAGUUAUUCUUUCCCCUGUUAUGGCCCACAGCAUAUGAAUGAUUAGUAAAAUUGGACCAUUUUCUUCAUGCUUUUCUAAACUGCUGCAGAUUGCCAAGAGCUGUCUUUUGGUCAAAAAUCUUUUUACAGAUAAAAUAGUAGUUUUCAAAACAUGUUUGCUUACUGCCUGGCAGUUCUAGAAGUAGGAAUUCCUACAAUAGGGUAUAUUUGACUGAAACAAUUGUUGAAAUCUUUUAGGAUAAAAAACACUAAAAGAAAUGCCCUGUUAAUGGUACUGCUUUUUCUGGAAGUUUGCAGUGCCGCCAACAAAGUCCAAAAAACAAGAAUUUCCUUGGGUUUGGCAUAUUCUAGAAAAUGAUAGAUCUAAAUGAAGGCAGCAAUUUUGGAUAUGUGCCUUUAAAAGAUAAUUACAUGUAUAACAGUAUUGAUAUUUCAUAUAGGGAGAUAAUUGUACUGGUCUAUAAUUUUUACCAGUGUAUCAUCUGAAGAUCUAAUUCUCCCUUUAACUGAGCCUUUCAUUCUGAGUUUUUGUCAAAAUGAAUAUACCCACUCUAUUUAACUGUGCUCUUAACAGAGAAAUGCAUGAGUAUUUUUUUCUUUGAUAAGGCAUUGAGUAUAUAGCAUGUUAAACUCAUAUGAAACCAAUCUGCACUUGUUGCAAGAAGUUGCCAGGUUAUGAUAAUUUCACAGGUUCACAUUAACAUUUAUGCUUUAAUUAAAUGUCAAUAUGCCUUUAUGUGCAGCCCCAAAAAUUCAAGAAGCGCUUAAUAUAUGCAUAACUGCCUCAUUUUGCUAAUUACCUGUUCAUUUUUGUAAAGGACAGUAUCUAGUUUACCUGUAGGGCAUUGUUCAUCAUGCUUUCAGCGUACCAUUUUUCUGCAGUGGAGGUAUUAAGGAAACAUAUGUCAUUGGCAUCAUGAUAUCCCUUGUAUCUAGAAGGUUUCAGCAUUCUUCAAAGCUUACACAUAUUUAUUUAUCUGUAACCAAAGUACUGUGACUUUUGUGUACCUUUGUAAAGCAGCCAAAUCAUUAACUCAAAUGCAGCUGGUAAGAGUUCUGUAAUGUUUUUACCCACCAUACAAAAAUCAGUUUUUACAAAUACUAUUCAUUUGGUAGUACCCUGUUAUAUAAUGUUGGAAUUUAAGUAGAAUUUUACUUCUAAGCAAGGACUGUUGUUAGAAGCGAUCUAGUUCUACCUCUGAUUUUUCAGACGAGAAAAGUGAAGCACAGAGAUCUGUCAUUUAUUCAAGAUCACAGAGAUAAUUAGUGGCAAAGCCAACACUAGAAUUCAGACCUUCUGACUCCAAGUUGAGAGUGCUGUAUUGUACUCUUAGUGUAAAAUCUGCCUUUCUAGAGAUUAUGUGAUUAAAUGCCAUUUGUAAAAAGGGAUAUCUGACCUCCACUUUUGAUACAUUAAGGCACUUUAUAAAGAGUUUGUCAUUUUUUAGUAUAUAAUUAUGAGGCUUAGAAUAUUAUUUCCAUAGUAUUCUUCAUGGAACAUACUCUGAUUAAUUUUUCUACUCUUUUUCACUCAUGUGAAACCUAUCCUUUUAAAAAAAUGAUGACAUCUAUACAAUGGAUACCUCUAAUUUGUAAGUGAACCUUUUUGUUAAAUGCUGGAGGCUAAAUCCAAUUCAAGAGUUGCUUAGUUUUUAAAUUUUGUUUAUAUUGUGUUAACUGUAUUUUUUAAAAAACUGGCUAAUUCAGGGGUCAUAUCAUUUCAGUCUUGCUUUUUAUUCAAUGGUCAGCUUUUUGCAUUUUAAAAACUCUGAGAGUCAUGCAGAAUUGUGCAUUAAAUAUUGUACCGGACAAAUCUUUUCAGUGGGGUGAAAUUCUAAAGUCUUAUCAGAAUCCCAAAUGCUAACCUACUACUUCCAAUUCAUCAUUAAAGCCUGGUCUUAAGAAAGUUAAACAUUUUUUUCCAUUUUACAAAAGUCACCAUCUUUGAAAAAAGUUAUUUUAAUGCACAAGAAGAUGAUUAAAAAAAUAAAAACAGAAAAUUUAUUCUCUGUAAAACACAUUCAGAGAUUAUUUCAAUACAUGAUCCCCAAAAGGCUUACUGACUCAGAUCUCUAUCAUAGAAUCAAGACAGACUCAAAUGCAAUGAAAAAUUCUGUAUUAAAGAGUAUUUACAGAAAAGGAGCAGAGGAGUACACUUCUUAAAAGUCAAAUGGAUAGGAGUCUUUUUUGAUGAAAGUAUCUUUGGUUUAUAUUUAACCACUUCCUAAUCUGCAAAUUAUACAGAAAGCAAGGAUAUGAAAUAACCUUUAUUCUUAUUUAUGUGCCAGACUUUUAGUAGGGCUUUUCUCAUGUUAUUUCAUUUAUUUUUCACAUUUCUAUGAAGAAAUAAUCUUGCAUUAUUUAAUUAUGAUUGACCAAGCACUGUCAAAUAUACUUUCGCUUCUAAUUCUCAUAAUAUCCCCAUUUUAUAGAUGAUGAAGCUGUUUUGAGAGAAUUUACAUGACUUGCCUGGGGAAGUGCCAGUACUUUCCCUGACAACUAUUUUUUAAUGUAUGUUUUUAAAAUUCAAGAAACUGUAACACAUCUAAAUAGACACCUGAAAACCUAGUGAACAAUGAUUUUUGACAGAACUGAUAUUGGGAACACUUACUAUACAUUGUUUAGACUCAAUCCUUCUUUCUGUGUUCUGUUGUGCUUACUUCCUAACUUUGGCAUCAGUCUAAAACUGCUGGAUAAAAAAAGACUUCAGAACUGUGUUAAGUACUUUUAUUAAGACCACUAAAAAAAAAAUAGACCUUUUAUUGGCACUCAGAGUAAGCUGCUUAAGGAAGUGACACAGAGGCUAAGGCCCUCUGUGCCAGUAUGAGCAGAAAAACUGAACUCUCACAAACAAGAGACCUUAGCUCAGUUAUUAGGGACCUGUUUCUUCCAAGAGUUUUGCACUGCAGGAGAGGGAUGAGUAGGCUUUGAACAUCACAUUUCAUACAUACCUUUUCAAAAGGAAGAAAUGUAUUUCAGAUAGUAUAACUAAUGCUUAAAAUUAAUGUUUAACUUUGAACUCCUGCCACAGCUUUGAAAAUUUAAUAUUUGUAAUUUUGGUCAUGGUGUGGAAAGUUUCUAAAUGAUCUUUGUCUUGUACAUCUCAUUAUCCCCAAAGUUAGCAUGGAUUUACACUUACAUACUCAGUAAGUGCUUGGUUAGCUAGUGAAUAAAUAUUAUAGACAGUAGUAGAUAUAAAAGUUAAGGGUUAGGGACAGGUGAAACCUGUAGCUGAGGACAUCUCAGCAAUUAUUUGGCAUUUUUUGCACAAGCGUAUCAGUUUAUAUUCACUUUGGCUGUUCUUUUUUCCCAGUAUCCCUGUGAGCUGCUUACUGUUUUUAAUAUACAAACAGUGGAAGUUCAGAGAUGUUAUGCAUUUUGCAUAGUGCUGGAUAGGAAUUUGGCAGAACAGGGACGGUGGAACCUGGGCCACUUGAAUUUUUAUAUUUGUGUAGCCAAACCAGGAACCACACUGUCUACUUGGUUCUUUUGUAAAACUGCCAUAUUUCCACUACUUAAUCUGUAGAGGUCUUCUAUUUCAUUUGUCUCUCAUGUGUUGUCAUCAGAUGUCUUUCAGAGGUAAUUUUUUGAAGGUGCUUCUAUAAAAACAGUAAAACAUGAGUUCAUUAAGUGAUUCAAAUAUUCCUACAAUGUUUACUUUUUUCCUUUCCCUUCUAUAAAUUUUAGCAGCCUCUUUAUAUUUUUUCAAUUAUUUUUAUUGACAUUGUUGCUUUCACUCUAGAGUUCCCACCUUUUACUAGUAAAAAAUAGAUGUUUUAAAUUUUAAAUUUGAAUCUGAUGCAUCAUAUAAUGUACAUCAGUUCGUCUCAGUGCAGAUUCUAUCCUGAGCUAGAUACAUCCUGUCAAUAGUCUGCCAUACAAUUCCAUUGUUUUCCCUGUUAGCCACAAACUCAGAGAUAUUUUUUCCCAAGUGGUAUUUUCCCCCAACUUUUGUGAGUGGAUAAAUGAACAAAAUGGGUCUUAUAUAUUAGAAAUACUGUGAAUGAUAAGUUGCCAAAUUCCUUAUUAUAUUCUGAACACUCCUAAAACACUUUACCUCCCUGACUUUAAUGGUUUUUAAACGCAUGGCCAUGACUGUAUUUGUGUUUGAUUUCUCUGGUGAAGAUUGUGGCAUUGAAACAUUUCUAAAAAUGUUUGAAUACAAAGCUAGAUUGGAAUGUCAGAUUUCAAAGACUAUGUUGUAAUUUGGUUUACAUAUGCUAAAGCAAGCAAUUAUGAUUUGCCUAAGUGCAAUACAAGAAAUCUAUAUAAUGUAUUUUUCACCUUUUCUACUUGAACACAUCCACGUUUUGUUUAACUUCAGAUGUAUUUUAGAAUAAUCAAAAGUUGUGUCAAAAUUCUUUCAAUAAAAUUUGUUUAAAAAUCUUUACCUGAAUUGUGUCUAUCAGUCUGAUGGACUGAAAACUGAACUGACCCACUAUCAGAAUAAGAUUCUAUAAGACUUAAGGAAUGAAAGGGAAAGAAUAAUUUUCAGAGAUAGAAAACAGCAGAACUCAUUAGAACAAAAACUAAGUUAGGAGGUUGGAAAUGUCUUCACAUUGUGAAGAGUCCCAUUG